GUAGGGGCAGAAAAGUCCGAGGGCCAUCUGCCAGGCAGACCGGCUAUCCAUCCGGUCGAAGGUCGCCACGCAGAAGGUUGAUUAGUUUGGUUUUCCUCGUCUCCUAUCUCCUUCCCCUGCUUGGGACCGGUCGCGUAUCGCCGGACUUGUCCAGGCGGAAAGUGUUUUUCCAAUAUUUGGCCUACCAACAGCCGUCCCUUUCCUUUUCGCCGACACGCCUUUCUCUCUGCUCCUCCCCUCCUCUCCACCCUAGCCCAGAGUCACGCAGCGGCGACAAGUCUGCAGCCAUGGUGACUGGUUCAGGCGUAUGCGCGAAGGUGGUGGUGGUGGAUGCGCGACACCACAUGCUAGGGCGCCUUUCGUCGAUCCUCGCCAAGGAGCUUCUCAAUGGACAGAAAGUGGUGGUCGUACGAUGCGAAGAGAUCACACUUUCUGGCGGUUUGGUUCGGCAGAAGAUGAAAUUCCUUCGCUUCUUGAGAAAGCGUAUGAACACCAAACCGAGCAAGGGUCCUAUUCACUUCAGGUCCCCUUCUCGUAUUCUCUGGAGAACGAUCCGUGGUAUGGUCCCUCAUAAGACGAAGAGGGGAGCAGCAGCGCUGGACAGACUGAAGGUGUAUGAGGGUGUUCCUCCCCCCUACGACAGGAUGAAGAAGAUGGUCAUUCCUGAUGCUCUGAAGGUUCUUCGUCUCGCGCCCGGCCACAAGUUUUGCAAGCUUGGACAGCUCUCGGGCGAGGUUGGCUGGCAUCACGGAGAGACCAUCGAUACUCUGGAGGCCAAGCGUAAGGAUAAGACCGGCAAGUACUACAAGUUGAAAAAGGAGCUGAUCAGGAGAAGAAUGAAGGCUAUUGCUGCCGUUGAGCAGAAGUUCCCUGAGAUUAAGAAGGUUCUUGAACCCAUCAGUUACAAGCCUAUUGUGGUGUAGACGUGGGAAUCUCUCUCAAUCGAAAGGGGGAACAGUAGAACGUCAAUUUGGCGGGGAAAGCAGAGCAUGGAAGGGGUGAGAGAUUGAAUGCAGGGGAUUUGAACUGAGUACUUCUUUCGUCCAAGCUGCGUCGAUGAAUUUUGACGGGGUGGUUUAUUGAUGACGACUCCUUGAGCCGGGUAAGAAGCAGCGGUUUGAUUCAGUCGCAGGCGGUGGUGCUUAAACGCUUGUAGAGACCUUGUAAGAGUGAGAGUGCCAGCCUUGGACUAAGUCAUCUGCCCCGCUCCCUGAACCUAGUUUAGCCCGUCGUUGAGAGGUAUGAAGGACGUAAGAAAAAGCGUUACGGGGCGGCUGUUGGUCGCUGCCGUACGGAUUCGUGGAAUUGGGCCCAUUUGGCAUGGGACGGAAUCGCGUUGACGACAUUUGUGGACCGAAGAAUGUUUCGCUGUCUCUGUCCUGAUAUCGCUCAUCAAAAUUUUGUUUUCACUUCUGUUACCAGGGUUUUGUUAGAAAAGCGAGGAUGGCAGUGAGUGUGUGUACCGUCUGCUCUCCUUUCGUUUAAUAACUAUUCCCUUCCUCUUCUCGCUUUUCCCUGGUCUACUCUCCUUCCUCGUUACUCGUCUGCGUUUUCUUCUUCUUGCUACUUCCUCUUCUGUUGACCCUCUUUAGUUGAACUGCUCUUCCUUCGUCUCCGUAGCUUUUUUUGCUUCUCGCAUUUUUCUUGGUCUUGUCUUCUUCCUCGUGUUACGCCCCGUCUCCGUUUUCUUGGUGCUACUUCCUCUUCUGCUAUCCCUUUCUUCUUCUUGCUGCUACUUAUGCUAUCCUUCUUUUGUUGAACCGCUCCUCCUUUGUCUCCGUCGCUUUUUUUCCUUGUUGCCUCGGACUUUUCGUUUCGUCUUUCCCCCCUCUCCUCCCUUUGUUGUUCUCUUUGGCAAUGAUUCUUUCUUUCUUGAUCUUUAUGAUGGUUUGGUUGCCCUCCUUUUCUCGUACGGUUCUCGGUGGUUGGAUGAUCGGUUAAUAAUCGAUUGAACCGACGAUGUUUGUUGUUUCUUGUGCCUACCCUGGAAGCUUUGGAGUAUAACGUCGAAACGUUUUUAUCGCAGUUGAAAUCAAAGAGGCGUGAGCAACAUAAUUGGUGCAAAGGACGACAUCCUUAACAGGCAAUCGCUACUCAUUCAACACGGUUGGCAAUCCCUGAAACCUCACGGAAGACGAAGGCCAAGUUCGGCGGUAUCCUUUGUCUUACAUGAGGUUGCAGGGAUUGCCUACCGUGUUCACCCAGCAUGGGAAGUGGCGGUCUCCUCUUUGCAUUUUAUGCAGAAUGCAGAGAUAUUCGAUUGACCUAACCUUCUGUUUGCGGGUUGACUGUUAAUAAUCACUGUGGCUUUCGUCUCUUUGUCUCUCUCUCUCUCUCUAUCGCUGUCGCUGUCCUCAGGUGUCAUCCGAAAGCCUUACGGCUAGAACAA
Molecule: messenger RNA, 2389 nt
Organism: Chara braunii
Lineage: Eukaryota; Viridiplantae; Streptophyta; Charophyceae; Charales; Characeae
Source: the annotation of a GenBank genome assembly